Messenger RNA from Sorex araneus (European shrew), 2694 nucleotides. RefSeq names its product mahogunin ring finger 1 (gene MGRN1). Gene Ontology annotation, molecular function: ubiquitin protein ligase activity. The transcript is spliced from 17 exons. Gene Ontology annotation, cellular component: early endosome; cytoplasm; nucleus. The record is from RefSeq and is a predicted model, not a curated record. Bases 146 to 1828 code for a protein of 560 amino acids. Gene Ontology annotation, biological process: negative regulation of G protein-coupled receptor signaling pathway; endosome to lysosome transport; protein ubiquitination. NCBI's taxonomy places the organism in Eukaryota, Metazoa, Chordata, Mammalia, Eulipotyphla, Soricidae.
GGCGUCGGGCCGGAGGCCGAGCCGGGGGUGGGGGCUCGAGGCCGAGGCGCCCGUGGCCGAGGGGGAGCGUCGGCGCCGCCGGGGCCGGGCCAUGUCCGCGUGAGGCCGCCGCCGCCACCCCGGGCCUGCCGGGCCGCCGCGCACCAUGGGCUCCAUCCUGAGCCGCCGCAUCGCGGGCGUGGAGGACAUCGACAUCCAGGCCAACUCGGCCUACCGCUACCCCCCCAAGUCCGGAAACUACUUUGCCUCACACUUUUUCAUGGGGGGCGAGAAAUUCGACACCCCUCACCCCGAAGGGUACCUCUUCGGAGAGAACAUGGACCUGAACUUCCUGGGCAGCCGCCCCGUCCAGUUUCCUUACGUCACGCCUGCGCCCCAUGAGCCCGUGAAGACGCUGAGGAGCCUGGUGAACAUCCGCAAAGACUCCCUCCGGCUCGUGAGGUACAAGGACAGCAGCGACAGCCCCGGCGAGGACAGUGACCGGCCGCGGGCACUCUACAGCCUGGAGUUCACCUUCGACGCGGACGCGCGCGUGGCCAUCACCGUGUACUGCCAGGCAGCCGAGGAGUUCCUCAAUGGCUCAGCCGCGUACAGUCCCCGGAGCCCCGCCCUGCGGUCAGAGACCGUCCACUACAAGCGGGGCGCUGGCCAGCACUUCUCCCUGCCCUCCUUCAAGAUCGACUUCUCGGAGUGGAAGGACGAUGAGUUGAACUUUGACCUGGACCGGGGCGUAUUUCCUGUGGUCAUCCAGGCUGUGGUGGACGAAGGCGAUGUGGUGGAGGUGACCGGCCACGCCCAUGUGCUCUUGGCCGCCUUUGAGAAGCACGUGGACGGCAGCUUCUCCGUGAAGCCUCUGAAGCAGAAGCAGAUCGUGGACCGGGUGAGCUACCUGCUGCAGGAGAUCUACGGCAUCGAGAACAAGAACAGCCAGGAGACCAAGCCCGCGGACGAGGAGAACAGUGACAACAGCAGCGAGUGCGUGGUGUGCCUGUCGGACCUGCGGGACACGCUCAUCCUGCCGUGCCGCCACCUCUGCCUGUGCAACUCCUGCGCCGACACGCUGCGCUACCAGGCCAGCAGCUGCCCCAUCUGCCGCCUGCCCUUCCGGGCACUUCUGCAGAUCCGGGCAGUGCGGAAGAAGCCCGGAGCACUGUCCCCCGUCUCCUUCAGCCCUGUCCUGGCCCAGAGUGUGGACCACGAGGAGCACGCGUGUCCCCUUAAAAAAUCAAAGUCGCACCCUGCCUCCCUGGCCAGCAAGAAACCUAAAAGGGAAACAAGCCCCGACAGCGUCCCGCCCGGCUACGAGCCCAUCUCCCUGCUUGAGGCGCUCAACGGCCUCAGGGCCGCGUCACCGGCCCUGCCGUCGGCCCCCCUGUAUGAGGAGGUCACUUCCUCGGCCGGCUCGGACGGCCUGUCCCAGGCCAGCUGUCCCCGCGCAGGGAUGGAGCGCCUGCAGACGGCACCUCGGACCAAGUCCCCGGACAGCACCCUGCACUCCCCGCCGUCCCCCACCCGCCAGGACGAGGAGCCGCUCUCCCAGGACUCGCCAGGGCCCCCCGUGCUCAGCAGCUCCCCGGAGAGUUUCGUGAUGGAGGAAGCUGAGGAGGCGACGUCCCCCAAGCAAGGAAGCCGAGCCCCUUCCAUCGAGAACGUGCUGCAGGACAGCCCGGAGCAGCGGGGCCGCGUCCCGCCCGCCGACAUCUGCCUGCCAGGAUGGCCCACCUCCCUGGACACGCCCCGCAGCCUUCGCAGCACCAGCGCCCCCAGGCCCCCUCCUCCCGGUGGCUCCAGUCCCGAGCCGGGGGCCACUGAGCUGACCCCGCUCUGAGCCUGGCCAGUCGGGCCCGAGCCCUCAGCUCCUGACUCCCAGGGGGCCCCCGCCUCUCCCACCUCCGAGGACCCCGAGCGCAGCGCAGCCCACAGACCCCCUCCAGCGGCCGGUGCCUUGGCGGCCGGGACCCCCGCAGCUCUUGGGCCAGGCCCCCCCAACCCAGGCUGGGGGCAACUCCCCAGGAACUGAGCACAACUGCAGAAGAGAACGGGAGGGGACAGCAGGCCUGGGCAUGACUAGUGACGUGCCUGCCUGGGCGCCCUCCGCCCCUCUGUCCCCCACCCCCCAUCUUGUAGGCUCCCCCACUCCAGCCUCAGGGCCUCCUCAGAACUGCGCAGGCUGGUCCCCAAGCUCAGUGAGCUCAGUGCCUGCUGGCCGGCCUCACCUCUGAGACUCACUCCCAGGCCCCUUGGCUUGUGCCCUCGGGGCACCCCCAGGGCCGGCUGGGAACCGGGACCAGUGGCUUUCCCAGGAGCUGGGUCCCGCCCGAGGUAACUUCCAGCAAUAGAAUGGCUUGGGGGCAGCGCCACGGGCUAGGCAUACCCCCUUUAGUGCCCACACUUCGCUCCUGGGGACGGCCCCUGCAGCGGCUGGGGCCUGGAACACUACAUCCUGCAGGGCUGGGUGCUGGGAAUUGCCCCACUUCCCUGCCAGAGCGCACACUGGGGCUGGGUGCCCCAGGCCGGCCCACUCCCUCUACCUGGCCCCAGUCUCUCUGGCCAGGACCCCCGUCUGGUCCCUUAUCACGGGGGCCACAGCUUGUCUCGGACUUCAUGAGACAUUAGCUCACGCUGAUGUGUCUGAUUGGCUGGUUUGGGUCUGUUUUUACUGUACAUUUGUAGUAAUAAAAUCUGCAGCAAGGC